Lizanozyma spartinae is the source of this 1038-nucleotide messenger RNA. RefSeq names its product sterol-4-alpha-carboxylate 3-dehydrogenase (decarboxylating) (gene ERG26). Gene Ontology annotation, molecular function: 3-beta-hydroxy-Delta5-steroid dehydrogenase (NAD+) activity. Lineage: Eukaryota; Fungi; Ascomycota; Pichiomycetes; Serinales; Debaryomycetaceae. The transcript has a single exon. Bases 1 to 1038 code for a protein of 345 amino acids. The record is from RefSeq and is a predicted model, not a curated record. Gene Ontology annotation, biological process: steroid biosynthetic process.
AUGAGCAGUUCCGUAUUGUUGAUUGGUGGAGCCGGGUUCUUGGGGUUGCACUUGAUUGAGCAGUUCCACAGACAUUGUCCCAAGACCGAGAUCCAUGUAUUUGACGUGAGACCAAUCCCCGAGAAGAUCUCGUCGUACUUUACGUUUAACCAAGCGGACAUUAAAUUCCAUCAAGGUGACUUGACAUCGGCCGAGGAUGUUCGGAAUGCUAUUUUAGAGAGCAAAUGUGAUGCUAUUGUUCAUCUGGCGUCUCCCAUGCACGGUCUUCCUCAAGAGAUAUACGAGAAGGUCAAUGUCCAGGGGACACGGAACUUGCUUGAAGUAGCAGCUAAGGAAACCGGAGUUAAAGCUCUCAUAUAUACGUCUUCCGCAGGCGUUAUCUUUAAUGGACAAGAUGUGAUUAAUGCAGAUGAGCUGUGGCCGUUCCCCAAGGUCCAUAUGGAUGGUUACAAUGAGACUAAGGCCGAGGCAGAAACUAUGGUUGUUGAUGCCAACUCUGAUGACUUGGCCACCAUAUGCUUAAGACCAGCAGGGAUCUUUGGUCCCGGUGAUAGACAAUUGGUGCCGGGUUUAAGAGCUGCUGCCAAAUUGGGUCAAUCCAAGUUCCAAUUAGGUGACAAUAACAACUUGUUUGAUUGGACAUAUGUAGGAAACGUUGCUGAUGCUCAUGUGUUGGCAUUCCAAAAGAUCCUUAACCCUGAAACAAGAGACUUGGUUGCUGGAGAAGUUUUCUUUAUCACCAACGAUGCACCUACUUAUUUCUGGACCUUGGCUAGAACUGUAUGGAAGGCUGAUGGUCACAUUGAUAAGUAUAACAUUGUACUAAAGAAACCAGUGGCUUUGGUUGCUGGAUAUUUGUCCCAGUUCUUCUCCAAGCUCUUAGAUAAAGAGCCAGGCUUAACUCCGUUCAGAGUUAAGGUUGUUUGUGCUGUUCGUUAUCAUGAUAUUUCUAAGGCUAAAUCAAUGCUUGGUUAUAAGCCUGAAGUUGACCUUGAAACGGGGAUAAAGUAUACUCUUGAUUGGAUGAACGAGUCGUGA